GCAACAGGAACUCUAGCUCCAGACCUAACUUCAGAAGGAAAGCGCCCCGUAGAUUGGUUUCUGUGUUUACCCAGUCAUCUUCCAUAAUAAGGACGCCAUGGUUACAACAUGUGUAUGAAAGCAAGAGUAAACCUUAACCCAAUGGUCCAUUUUUGUUGUUGGGGCCCAAAUUUUAUAGCCUUAAGAAGUGUAAAUAGGGUGGGAAAUAAUUUUGGGCUGGUUGAAGGUGGAUUUGAGCAAAGUUAGACAGGCCCAAGAUUUUCAUUUUGAAAUCUGCACCAUUGGAAUUUUAUUUGGCAGUUAUGCUGUGAGGGAGGUGACCCAGGAAGCAAUGGAGUGCGCCGGAAAAGGGAGGGGAACUCGGUGUUUAGGCCCACCCAGAAGGCGCUGUGACCGGUGCGGAGCCGUUGCUUAUUGCUCUUCCUCUCACCAGAUUUUGCACUGGAAUGAUCAUAAAGAAGAGUGCAAAAGAUUAGAACAACAAAUGAAAUGCGUAGAUGUCUUGAAUGACUUUCCCUUUACAUUUUCUCAAGAAGCUACACUUCAGGUUCUUGAAAAGAAGGAGACUAGAUGUUUAUUCUUGAGCAAAAGGGGCGUUCAUCAAGUGGGAAUGUGGUUGUAUGAAUGCUGUUGUGGGGAGUCAGUUACUUCCUCUGAUCAUUCUAGCAGGUCAAAUGAUGUUUGGCAUCUUCCGAGAAUCUUGUGCCCAUGUAAUGAGCCUGUAUCUCCAAUAUCAAAGCAGUUAAGUAGUUGGAAAGACUACUAUGAGUGGAGGUGCAUUCCGCUUCAUUCACCUGUUGCUUUGCUUCUUCACUGGCCACUUACGAUAUAUCAUGCCACUCAAGCUGUUUUGGGAAGCUCAAACCCUGAAAUAAGGGACAAACUUUAUAUACACUAUCUAGGGCCUGAGAAGGAGCUUUUGCAGCUCGCUGUCUUCACAGAGUUGCAUGCACUUUUUCCUGGUGUGCAUGUACAUAUAGAGCUUGUCGGACCUUCAAUUCCACAAAAUAGGGAUGGUGAGAGGAUUAAUCUUUUCAAUUAUGCUCAUUGCCUUGAGGCGGAUUGCAUUUGCAAAUCUUUAAGUGAGAAUUUGAGCUGGGAUGUACCAACUAGUAGAACGUCAAAAGUGACAUUGCAGCUUCGAAGAGGUUUUUAUCAUGACCGCUAUAGGGAUAUAGCAAAGGAUUUCUCUCCUCAUUUGGUGAUCGCUCCAAAUGCUGGCAUUGCUGCUUAUGCAAGUUGGUUGCCAACAAUUGAGCUAAUAAAGGAGAUUAAUGUCCCAGCAAUCUUCUCCGAUUACUGUGAAGAAGCUUGUCAUCUUGGAGCUUGUUGCAUAAGCACUGUAACUGGUCAUCCUCUCACAUUUCCUAUUCAAAUAAACCCAUUCAGGCAGCCAAUGGUGGUUGAAAACAGUGCUCUAUUUCUUCCUUGCUAUAGCAAUUGCUUCCUUUUUGGGAUUUGAAAUGGUCAUAAACGUCAGUUUGAGGACUCUUCGUUGACUUCUUUAGAUGGAUUUCCGGAGCUCUUGAAUCAGACCAUCACUUCACUUGGUUAUCAAUGCAUAUAUGACAUGUUUACUCCGGAGGUUUCAUGAAGGGUUUUUGCAAGAGCUCACCAUGUGCCUGCCUUACUCUGCUGAUCAAGAUCAAGAGGCUUGAUGCAACCUUAACUAUAUAUACACUCCAAGAUACCUAUCCAAUCAAAAAAAUUAAAAAAAAAAAAAAAAGAAUUCAAAGGAAGAUCUAGGAGUUUCUCAACAUUAAUUCAACACGAUUGAUAUGCAGUCAAUGGUUCUUUGGCUCU
Molecule: messenger RNA, 1803 nt
Organism: Corylus avellana
Lineage: Eukaryota; Viridiplantae; Streptophyta; Magnoliopsida; Fagales; Betulaceae
Product: zinc ion binding protein
Source: RefSeq, a predicted model, not a curated record